Molecule: messenger RNA, 1799 nt
Organism: Humulus lupulus (European hop)
Lineage: Eukaryota; Viridiplantae; Streptophyta; Magnoliopsida; Rosales; Cannabaceae
Product: amino acid permease 3-like
Exons: 7
Coding region: 117-1652 (511 amino acids)
Cellular component (GO): plasma membrane
Source: RefSeq, a predicted model, not a curated record
AUGAACUCAUUCAUCUUUGCCUCUCUCUCUCUCUCUUUCUCUAAACUAAUUAACUCUUUUUCUCCAUUGCUGGAGUACACCUUUCUGAGCUCUUCUGCAGCCUAAAAUUCAGUGAUAUGUUGCCAAGGAGUCGAACUCUUCCUAGCAGGAUCCAUCAUGGAGCUGUGGAAGAAAGGCAUGACAUCAGGCACUACUUACAAGUUGAAGCUCAGCCUAAAGCUACUGAAGCUGAAGCAAUAAAUCCUCAAUCCAACUAUACCAAGUGCUUUGAUGAUGAUGGCCGCCUAAAGAGAACUGGAACUUUCUGGACUGCAACAUCACAUAUUAUCACAGCAGUUAUAGGGUCAGGAGUCCUUUCCUUGGCAUGGGCAGUGGCUCAGCUGGGUUGGGUCACAGGUCCAGCUGUGUUGUUACUCUUUGCCUUUGUCAAUCUCUAUACUUCCAACCUCCUUGCCCAGUGUUACAGAACUGGUGACCCUGUUACUGGUCAGAGAAAUUACACAUACAUGGACUCUGUCAAGUCCAACUUAGGAGGAAGAAGGGUAGCAAUAUGUGGUUUAAUCCAGUAUGUUAACAUGUUUGGGGUUGCAGUUGGGUACACUAUUGCUGCAUCCGUCAGUAUGAUGGCUGUAAAGAGAUCAAACUGUUUCCACAAAAGUGGAGGGAAAGAUCCAUGCCACAUGUCAAGCAACGGGUACAUGAUAACAUUUGGAAUCUUGGAGAUAAUAUUUUCUCAGAUCCAAGAUUUUAGUCACGUUUGGUGGCUCUCCAUAGUUGCAGCCAUUAUGUCCUUUACUUACUCAGCCAUAGGUCUUGGUCUUGGCAUAGGCAAAGUUGCAGUAAAUGGAACCAUUAAAGGAAGCUUACUGGGAAUAAGCAUAGGGACAGUAACAAAGGCUGGAACAGUGACUGAAACACAGAAGAUGUGGAGGAGUCUUCAAGCUCUUGGAGCCAUUGCUUUUGCUUACUCCUUCUCCUUGGUCCUUGUUGAAAUUCAGGACACAAUUAGAUCACCUCCUGCAGAGCACAAAACCAUGAGAAAGGCAACUCUUCUCAGUGUAUCAGUCACCACAGUGUUCUACAUGCUAUGUGGAUGUUUUGGCUAUGCCGCCUUUGGUGAUUUGUCACCAGGAAACCUUCUCACUGGUUUUGGAUUCUACAAUCCUUACUGGCUUCUGGACAUUGCUAAUGUUGCUAUUGUUGUCCACCUUGUUGGUGCUUAUCAGGUGUUUUGCCAACCAUUAUUUGCGUUUGUGGAAAAAUGGAGCGCCCAUAAAUGGACAAAGAGUAACUUUGUGACAGCAGAAUAUGACAUUCCAAUCCCCUUGGUUGGUGUAUUCCAACUCAACCUUUUCCGAAUGGUUUGGAGGACUAUAUUUGUGAUGAUGACCACUCUUAUAGCCAUGCUGAUGCCAUUCUUCAAUGAUGUGGUUGGGAUACUUGGAGCCUUUGGAUUCUGGCCUUUGACAGUGUAUUUUCCUAUUGAGAUGUACAUAGCUCAGAAGAAGAUAAGCCGUUGGAGCACUAGAUGGAUGGGGCUUCAGAUUCUUAGUGGUACUUGUCUUCUCAUAUCCAUAGCUGCUGCUGUUGGGUCUUUUGCUGGGGUUGUUCUUGAUCUCAAGACUUAUAAGCCCUUUAAAACUAGCUACUGAGAUCGUUUAUAUAUAUUCAAUGCUUAUAAGCUUUGCUAAAAAGGAUUAUUAUUUCAAGCAUAGUAAUUAUCAAAUGGCAGAAGGAGAUUUAAGAAAAAAGGAUAUAUAUUUGCUAUAAUUAUCAAUUGAUGAAAAGAUAUGAUCAAA